AUGUCGAAAAAGAUCUGCGAUCACCAGCCGACGGCAUGUGGCUGCACGGCGAUGGUGGAAGGAAACGUCAAGUAUUGCGCGAGAUGCGCAAAAGGAGAGUGUGGUCAGAGCACCAGCUAA
Pyricularia grisea is the source of this 120-nucleotide messenger RNA. RefSeq lists its product as uncharacterized. The record is from RefSeq and is a predicted model, not a curated record. The coding region runs from base 1 to 120 and encodes 39 amino acids. The transcript has a single exon. Lineage: Eukaryota; Fungi; Ascomycota; Sordariomycetes; Magnaporthales; Pyriculariaceae.